Asparagus officinalis (garden asparagus) is the source of this 857-nucleotide messenger RNA. Its product is annotated as UPF0098 protein CPn_0877/CP_0992/CPj0877/CpB0906. NCBI's taxonomy places the organism in Eukaryota, Viridiplantae, Streptophyta, Magnoliopsida, Asparagales, Asparagaceae. The record is from RefSeq and is a predicted model, not a curated record.
AUGGCUUCCUCCUCUGAUUAUGAAAGGCAAAUCUCAACUCCCGAUGUUGAAAUGAGUCCUAAUAUUCCUACUACACGAGCUACAUUUACUCCUCCUACCGAUGUUGAUCACGGAUCUGGUGGCGAUGAUUCUGCACCUAGAGCUCCUAAAAGGCCAAGAUCCGAUGUGUGGAACUUCUUCGAGAAUAUAGAAUGGCACAACGUGGCCGGAGGAAAGCCAAGUCCGAUGGCCGUGGUGUUGCAGGACAUCCGACGCCCCGGACCCGAGGGGCCCGUCGUGCCGUGGACUACCUGGGUGGUGGUGAAGAUACCGCGCCGUCGGUGAGGGGGCUCCCGCGAGGGGUUCCUCGGAAGGGAGGGGGAGGUGGGGGAAGUACGGGGGGUCAAGAGGGGUGAACGAUCACAAGGUGCCCCGGGUGGCGAGGCUCGAAGGCGGCCGUCGUCGGGGCAUCGGUUUCAGUUCAAGCUUUACGCGCUCGACGACCUUGUUCAUCUUGGCAACAAGGUGACCAAGGAUAAGCUCAUGGACGCGAUUGAAGGGCAUGUUCUUGCAGAAUCCGAACUGAUCGCGAUCUUCUGAGGCGCCGGGCUCCCUCCCUUCGGUUCUCCUCCGUGGCGGAGCUUUCUAGUCUCGUUUAAUUGCUUAUCUUGUUCUUAAGUCCUUAGUUUUUCUUUCUCUUGUUACUCAGUCCACAGUGUUGCUUCUCUCUUGUUCUUGGUCGUUAGUUUUCUUCCACUUUUACCUGGUCGCCAUCUUUGAGAGGAUCACGAGCUUCAUGUUGUAUGUUCCUCAAAGAUGGAUCUUGUCUGUAGACUAACUUAUUCCUGCAGUUUGAGCUCAAAAGUUUUGAAGGUAGA